Microthlaspi erraticum is the source of this 1353-nucleotide messenger RNA. NCBI's taxonomy places the organism in Eukaryota, Viridiplantae, Streptophyta, Magnoliopsida, Brassicales, Brassicaceae. The record is from the annotation of a GenBank genome assembly.
AUGCCAACCCAAGUGAGCUCAUCGAUCCCUUUAAUGGUCGAGAAGAAACUUUCCGAAAUGGUGAAACCCUCAAAAUCCAUACCUUAUCAAAUCCUUUCCCUCUCAACACUUGACAAUGAUCCUUUCGAUGAAGUUACUUACAAGAUGUGUUACGUUUUCAAACCCAAGAACGUUGAUGAUGAUGACCGACCGGAAUCUCUGCUUAGGGAGGCUUUGUCCGAUCUUCUCGGCUACUACUACCCGCUUUCAGGGAGUUUGAAGCGUAAGGAGAGUGAUCGGAAGCUUCAGGUAAGCUGUGGCGGCGAUGAGGGCGGCGUGGCGUUCACGCAGGCUACUGCAAAUGUGGAACUCUCUUCUUUGGAGAAUCUAGAGAACAUUGACUUAGAUACGGCCUUGAAGUUCUUGCCUGAGCUUCAAGAGGACAAAGAUGGUUAUCGACCUUUUGCUUUGCAGGUGACCAAAUUCGUGUGUGGAGGAUUCGUGUUAGGAAUAGCUUCAUCGCAUGCAAUGUUUGAUGGAUAUGGCCUGGGUCAUACCAUGUGUGCCUUGGCGGAGUUGGCUGGCGAGCACAAAAAACUGACGGUGACACCGAUUUGGGAAAGAGAGAGACUUGUGGGGAAGCCUGAAAUCGAUCGACCUCCCUUUGUUCCCGGUGGAGCCACGGCUGCUUCGCCCUACUUACCUACCGAUGAUUGGGUAACUGAAAAAAUAAAUAUCAGAGCCGGGAGCAUAAGAAGAUUGAAAGAAGCUGCAUUGGAAGUGUAUGACUUCUCUAACGAGACACCCACUACUUUCGAAGUUUUAAGUGCUUAUUUAUGGAAGUCAAGAGUCAAAGCUCUAAAUCUUAAUAAAGAUGGAGUCACAGUUUUGGUUUUUUGCGUGGGAAUCCGAAACGCUGUGGAUCCUCCUUUGCCCGACGGAUAUUACGGCAAUGCGCACAUUGAUAUGCAUGUGCCCUUAACCGUAAGAGAAGUGAAAGAAUUCGAGAUUUCAGACAUCGUUAAGCUCAUAAAAGAAGAGAAGAAGAAGGCUCAUGAUACAAAAUUUCUCAAAGAAGAGCUUGCGAACCUGGAAAAUGUACUUCAAAUGAACUUAACCAUCAAAAGAAACAGAGAUGGGUUAUUGUUUUUGACAGAUUGGAGAAAUCUUGGGAUUUUUGGAUCGAUGGAUUUUGGGUGGGGUGAACCGGUUAAUAUUAUCCCGGUGGUCCCAUCGGAGUCGGCUAGGAUGAUGAAUAUAUUCAUGCGACCGUCGAGGCUGGAAUCGGAGAUGGUCGGAGGGGUUCAAGUUAUGGUUACAUUACCGAGAGCUGCAAUGGUUAAGUUCAAAGAAGAGAUGAAGGCUCUAGAGUGA